Aphanomyces astaci is the source of this 6119-nucleotide messenger RNA. RefSeq lists its product as hypothetical. The transcript has 4 exons. Gene Ontology annotation, biological process: lipid transport; transmembrane transport. NCBI's taxonomy places the organism in Eukaryota, Oomycota, Saprolegniomycetes, Saprolegniales, Verrucalvaceae. The record is from RefSeq and is a predicted model, not a curated record. Gene Ontology annotation, molecular function: lipid carrier activity; ATP hydrolysis activity; ATP binding. Bases 73 to 5934 code for a protein of 1953 amino acids. Gene Ontology annotation, cellular component: intracellular membrane-bounded organelle; membrane.
AACGAUUUCGAUUUGAUUGAAUUUUUACACGAAUUUCCGUGGCGGCACUUGCACUUGCACAAACGACGUGAAAUGUCCUCAAGAAGUCCGCCGUCGGCGGAAGGUAUCGGGAAAACGGCGGUGUCGAGCGCUCCUCGCAGCCACACACGUGCUCUCCUGUGGAAGAACUAUCUCCUCAAGAAGAAGCAUCCGAUCAAAUGGGCGUUUGAAGUCCUGUUGCCCGUCGCGUUCAUCGUCCUCUUGGCAGGUCUCAAGACUCUCACCGACAACGUCCGCAUUCCUGCAGGGUGGUCGGAAGCUCCCGCGACGUCUUUGUUUUCCACUGGGCCGACGGAAGGGAAUACGUUCAACCUGUUCGCGAAACCCACGCCGUCGCUGUCGGAUCUGCUCACAUCGUCGUCCUCAACCUUCCGCACCCCCAAGUACUUUCUCACGGAAACCACUAUGUCUGGUAUCUUGGUGAAUCUCGCGGCCACGUCCUUUGCCGACGGCAUCCGCAUGAACGAACUGACGUCGGCCGAUCGCCGCGCGUGCCAGACCAGAGUCGUGUUUCAAGGCGCCGUCAACGUCGACCCGACGUCACCGAACGCACUUCCCCGAGAAUGCCGCGGCAAGGUCGUACCUUACAAGCUCGCCAUUAUCCCGGACAAUGCCUUCACGCGAUCUUACUUUGCAGCGACACUGAGUCAAUGGUACCCUCGCGUAGACGUCGGGCGCAGCGGCGGGUUGAACGUGACAAUCCCUGGGUUUAACGACUCGGUGAUCUUUUUCAACUCGACCGACGCCUUGGACGCGUACGUCACAGGAAACACGUACGGAAAGGACUCGUCGAAUCCCAAGAUCUUCGCCGGGUUGGUCUUCAAUGAGCACCCCACGACCCUGGGCGUCGCGGGCUCGAUCGACUAUACCCUUCGGUUCAACUCGACCGCGGGACGACAAGGCAGCAUGGGCGACGUCCCCAAGACCAGCCGCAUUCUGUACGACCCGUACCAGCGCUCCAUUACCACGUCCAUUUACUCUCGAUAUACGCAACGAGGAUUCAUGACGCUGCAGACAGCAGUCGCGCGGUUUGCCACGUGUGUACCCGUGUGGAAUGGCACGACCACCUCGGGCGAGUGCACGCAAACCAACAGCCGCGUCAAGGACGGAUCGCUGGACAGUCGGUUCCUGGUCCAAGUCCAGAACGACCUGUACUUGAACAAACUCGUCGACUCUGCCAACGCGUUCGUCAGAGUCACCAACAACAACAACUCCACCAUCUCGUCUUUGGCGUUGUCGUGGGCCCGGAUGGACGACGCGGCCCUGGAACUGCUGGCGCUACCACUUCGACAGGCCCCGCAGCCAGUCCUCGGCAGCGCCGUCUUCCCCCUGCCCAUCCAAGCGUACACGUCGUCGCCGUUCUACACGCUUGUGGACCGGUACUUUGCGCUCGUGUUUGUCAUCUCGUACUUGUACGCCAUCUCGUCUGUGCUUGUGGCGCUCAUCCACGAGAAGGAGACCAAGUCCCGCGAACUGCUCAAGAUCAUGGGCGUCUCCGAACGUGCGAUCGUGCUGUCGUGGUACGCCACGUACGGCGGGGUGUUCUUGGCGGCGGCAGUGUUGCAGGCGGCGGCCGGGAGCGUCAACCUCUUCCCCAACACGAACGUGCUCCUGUCGUUCGUGUUCUUCUUUGUGUUUGGGCUGGCCGUGCUCAGCUACGGGUUUAUGGUGAGCGCGCUCUUCUCGAAGGCCCGCACAGGCGCGUACGUUGGCAUCAUCGGCUUCUUCGGCAUGUACCUCGUCUCAGCCGCGUUCACCCCCGACACGGACGAACGGGUCAAGACAUGGAGCUGCCUCUUGGCCCCCGUCGCGCUGAGCUUUGGCACGUCGGCGCUCGCGAGUGCCGAGACCAACUCGCUCGGCCUAUCGUUUGCAAAUGCCAGCGAUCCAUUCAACAACUUUCGAUUUGCCACGUCGUUAUGGAUGCUCGCGGUGGACGUGGUGUUGUACACGCUCUUGGGCAUGUACUUUGAGCUGGUGGUCCCGAAAGAGUAUGGGGUGCCGCUGCCGUGGCACUUUCCGUGCACGUUCUGGAUGAAGUCGCGCCAGGCGCCGCCAUCGACUUAUGCGUUGGCCGAUACGCAUGACAACGACAAGGACGUUCCCAUGGAAGACAUGGGCUUGGACAUGCGGCUACAAGAAACGUCGGGCGACGCCCUUUCCAUUCAAAACUUGCGCAAAGUGUUUGCCGUGCCUGGUGGAGUAAAGGUCGCGGUGAAAGGUAUCAACUUAACCAUGUACAAGAACCAGAUCACGUGCUUAUUGGGGCACAACGGCGCCGGCAAGACAACGCUGAUCUCCAUGCUGACGGGUAUGAUUCCAGCGACGAGCGGCGACGCCACCGUCCACGGUCUGUCGCUGCGACGGGACCUGCCAACCAUCCGCCGUUCGCUGGGCAUGUGUCCGCAGCACGAUGUUCUGUACGGCGAACUCACGGUACACGAACACUUGUCGUUCUACGGUCAGGUCAAGGGGUACCGAGGCGCCGACCUCGACGCUCAAGUAGACGCCAAAAUCGUCGAAGUGGGGCUGACGGAGAAGCGUCAGGUCAAGGCCAGCGACUUGUCGGGGGGGAUGAAGCGCAAGUUGAGUCUAGCGAUUGCGUUGCUGGGCGACAGUCAGGUGGUAUUUCUGGACGAGCCGACGUCUGGCAUGGACCCGUACAGCCGUCGCAGCAGUUGGGAAAUCAUCCUCAACAACCGAUACAACCGCAUCAUCGUGUUGACCACGCACUUUAUGGACGAAGCCGACAUCUUGGGCGACCGCAUUGCUAUCAUGGCGGAAGGGGAGCUGCGAUGCUGUGGGUCGUCCUUGUUCCUCAAGAAUAGGUAUGGCGCCGGCUACAACUUUUCGCUCGUCAAGACGGACGACUGCGACACGGAUGCGCUGAUGGCGUUCGUGCGAUCCCACGUCGACACUGCCAAAGUGCUCAGCAACGUGGGCACAGAAGUGUCGUUUCAGCUCCCAUUAGACUGCUCGCACUUGUUUGCGCCUAUGUUUGUCGAGCUGGAUGCCAACUUGGCUCAUUUGGGUGUGCUCUCGUACGGCAUUUCUGUGACAACGUUGGAAGAAGUGUUCAUCAAGGUGGCCGAGCUGGGCGACGUGGGCCAGCAGCACACUCUGCAACCUCGGAAUGACCACGUGGCAGCAGUCAAGCCCGAACCGUUUGCGCUGCAGACGCCCCGGUUCGCAGAUCACUUUCGCGCGCUGUUUCUAAAGCGGUUCCGCACCGCCAGACGGGACAAGCGCAUGGUGCUGUUCGGGGCGCUUCUGCCGGUUGUGUUUUUGACGCUGGGGGUGCUCCUGCUCAACUACAGCUCCCUGACCAAGAACGACAUGGCGAUGGCGGUCAACACGGACGGAUAUCCCCAACAACGAGGCGCGACGCCGUACUUUUGCGCGGGGGGCCGCUGCAGCGACAUCUUUGCCAACAUUGCCAAUGGAAAGCGACUGGACAUUGCCCUGCCAGUCUAUACAUCGUCGACGCCGACCGUGUUCAACGUCACGUACACCAACCCGAGCAUCAACGAGACCGACACGACGGGUUUCUGCCUGCGAGCGGCCGAAGAAGCGUUCCGCGAAGCCUACAACAGCAACAACAACCUCGUCCAGUUUGGCGGGUUUGUGGCCCAAUCUGAUCCCGCGGUCAACGUGUUUGGGUACAACGUCAUGGUCAAUACGACCGCCACGCACUCGGCCAUUGUGUACAAAGCCAUGCUAGACCACGCGUUGGUGCAGUCGUUGUCGUCGUCAUCGUCGGCAUCAUCAUCUAGCCCCGUGUUUUUAAGAGUCACGAGCCACCCGCUGCCGCUCACGUCGGCGUCCAAGCUGCUCUUUACGACGUUUCUGUCGUUCAUUGCGACCAUUUUCAUCGCGAUUGCGUUUGCAUUCUUCACAGCGUCAAUCGUGCCGUACCUCGUCCACGAGAAGCACCCGACGCACAACUCCAAGCACCAACAGUUGGUCAGUGGCGUGAGUUUGCCGGCGUUCUGGCUCGCCACGUACGCGUGGGACCUGCUGUUUUACGCGAUUCCGGGCGGCUUUGGCCUGGGGGUGAUCUACUUGUUUGAGAUUACUCCGUUCACGGGCAAAGACUGCGCCACGUGCACGUCGCAGCCGUUUGCGGCCGUGGCGGUCGUAUUUGUACUGUUUGGGUUUGCGCUCUGCUCGUUCUGCUACUGCCUGUCGUAUUUGUUUGUCGACAGCGCGUCGUCGCAGACGUACGUGAUCAUGGUCAACAUAUUUUUGGGCGUGGUGUUGAUGACAAUAUCGCAAGUGCUCGACGUGGUGGCCAGCACGACCGAGAUCAACAAGUCGCUCAAGUUUAUCUGGCGGCUGUCGCCGCUGUUCAAUCUGGGCAAUGCGCUCAACAACUUGAGUGUCCAGAGUCUCCUCAACAGUUUGUUCUCGUCGACCAGCACCAAGAGCUCGUUCGACCUGGAUGUGACGGGGUGGGAGAUUGCAUUCUUGGCGGGGGAAGCCGUCGUGUUUCCCCUUGUCGCAAUUGGCAUUGACUACGCCCUGAGCUUCCCCAAGAUCAAGGCCAUGAUCGCAAAGGACCCCGUGGUGAUGUCCGCCCCCAUGACCAUCGACGACGACGUGGCGGCAGAAGGGCGCCGCGUGGCUGGCGGAGACGUGGAUGACUACGCAGUGGUCAUGCAGCACCUGCGCAAGGUGUACAAGGGCGGAAAGGUGGGUCUGAACGACCUGACGCUGGCUCUGCCCAAAGGCGAGUGCUUUGGCUACCUCGGGAUCAACGGCGCCGGCAAGACGUCCACGAUGAAGAUCCUCACGGGGGACGUGCUGCCGACGUCUGGCUCGGCAACCCUCGGGGGGUUUGACAUCAUGUCGCAGCAGAUCGAAGUGCGUCGGCUGAUCGGGUACUGCCCACAGUUUGACGCACUGAUCGACCUGCUGACCGUUCGUGAACACUUGGAACUGUUUGCGUCCAUCAAGGGCGUGCCAUCCAAACGCAUCUGCGACACGGUCAAGGACAAAAUGGACCAGAUGAACUUGAACGACUUUGAGCACAAGUUGGCCGGGACGUUGAGCGGCGGCAACAAGCGCAAGCUGUCGGUGGCGAUCGCUCUGAUUGGGUCGCCCCCGAUCAUCUUCUUGGACGAACCAUCCACGGGCAUGGACCCCGUGUCCCGUCGGUUCAUGUGGGAUGUCAUUGCCGACAUUUCCACGCGCAGCAAAGAGUCGACGAUUCUGCUGACCACGCACAGCAUGGAGGAGUGCGAGGCGCUGUGCAGCCGCGUGGGUAUCAUGGUGGGCGGGUCGUUGAGCUGCCUUGGCAGCAUCCAGCACCUGAAGAACCGCUUUGGCGACGGAAUGAUGAUGCAUGUCUGGGUGGCCCCCGUGCUGUCUGCCGACGUGGACCACAUGAUCAGCACGUCGCCUUCGCUGGAAGGAGUGGCCACGUUGACCAAGGACCAGCUGGUGGACGUGUGUGCGUCGUUGGCCAAACCCCACCGCGCCGACCAGAUCAGCAUGGAGCAUGCGACGGGGUAUGUGCUGGCGGAAUCGCUCGGCCGCAACGACUACGUCCGCGUGCGGGACUUUUGCGCGUGGUGGCUCAGUGAAGACCGCUUUGAAAAGAUGGCGGCGUACCUGGGCCAGAGCUUUGGGGAGCCGAAUGUGCUGCUAUUGGAGCGCCAGAACGACCUGUCGCGGUUCAAGUUGGUCGGUGCCAAGCACACGCUGGCGCUGUCCAACGUGUUUUCGCUCAUCGAAUCGACCAAAACCGACUUGCACGUCAAGGAGUACACCGUGUCGCAGACCACCCUCGAGCAAAUCUUCAACAACUUUGCGUCCCAGCAAACCCAAGAAAUGGGCGUCGCGCGGGGCGUGGAAAAGGCAGCAGCGGGCGACCACUACCAAGCCAUGCCGUAGCAACUGUCUGGUCUGAUGGCCAUGUUUGCUUAAAUGCAAAGAAGUGCCAUUUUGAGAAUUGAACGUGGCAGAUUGCACGGUAAAGGUGAUUUGACACGUGGUUGAUUUAAGAGGCGGGCUGCCACCGGUAGUUAUACUGACCAUGCAUUCCCGCGUUAAACGUCGAUUACGAUCUUAUUUCUCUG